This is a messenger RNA of Lathyrus oleraceus (garden pea), 1294 nucleotides long. RefSeq lists its product as uncharacterized. The transcript has 5 exons. Bases 240 to 1133 code for a protein of 297 amino acids. The record is from RefSeq and is a predicted model, not a curated record. Lineage: Eukaryota; Viridiplantae; Streptophyta; Magnoliopsida; Fabales; Fabaceae.
UUUGAUCCAUAAUAAUUCACUUUGUCACAUCAUCAUACUCAUAAUACUUAUGAUGUCUGUCCUAGGUGUUCUUUUCUCUCACAACAACUUUCCCAAAUCACAGGCUUAACUCCACAUCCACAUGUUCACAACAUGGUUACUUUGUUCAUGUUGUUUUAGAAUGCUUAUUGGGGCAAUAAAACAAACACUUUCUGGGGUACUUGUUUGAUCCUGAGAUAGAUUUAGGUUGGUGUGUUAUUAUGUCUGCUUAUGGCCAUCAAAUGGAACAUGCUUAUUCUACAAGGAGUCUCUCUGCUGCUUCUGAGAUGAGGAGCAGUUUUAUGUUAGAAUCGGGAUUCUAUAUCACAUCAUUUUCUGCAACAAUCUUCAUUGCUGGAUUUGCAGCUCUUGGACUUUUAUUAAUCACUCUGUUGGUUUCAAUGGCAAUGAUGCUACAAUCUUGUCAAAAUAACAGUGCAGGAAUUGUUGAGCUUAGGAAUAUAAACGAUGACUAUAGUUAUUGCAAAAUGCAUUCUCUGUAUGCUAAGCUCAAUCAUUUGGAAGAACAUAAUGUUCCUGAAAUUUGUAAGGACCUGGCUGUACAGUAUGUCAAAGGUGGUCAAUAUGCUAGGGAUUUGGAUUUAACCAAAUCUGUGGUUGAGGAUUACUUCAAUGGUGUUAAACCAUCAAAGGAGGGUUUUGAUGUGGUGUUGAUUGACAUAGAUGGCAUUUUUCAAUUGAGUCCUCAUUCUUCCGAUUUGUUUCAAAGCAUUAGCAAUUGUAUCUUAGAGGCAAAAAAUUUAAAGCGCAUGGCUGUGUUAAGAUUAUACAUGAACCUUCAAGCUAGUGGUUGGCCUAUAACUUUGUUAUCAAGAGAGCCAGAAAAAGACCAAAAUGUCACCAUCAAUCAUCUUGUCUCUGCUGGAUUUAGAGGGUGGUCUUCAUUGAUGAUGAGAGAAGGUGAAGAUUCUACCAAAAUGAAUGAGUAUAUUUCCAGGCAAAGGAAUGUGAUACAAACAAAGGGCUUCCGAAUAAUAAGUAUCAUAAGCAGUCAUGUGGAUAUUUUGAGUGUUGCAGACGAAGAUGCAGGAACGCGCAAGUUUUUGCUACCAGACCCUAUAUGUGACAUGUUUGAGCAUCAAAGAAAAUCAUAGAUGCUGAAUAUUUGUUUCAUCCUAUAGGAUUACGGAGUUUUUUUUGGUUCGACUACCAUUUUUUUCGUAUUUUUGUAAAUAAAGAAAUUACAUGUAUCUUGCUCUGUUCAUAUCUAUCAUUUGUAAAUUUGAUUUCACAUUAUAAAGUGUGCUUCACAUAA